Molecule: messenger RNA, 1180 nt
Organism: Phanerochaete carnosa HHB-10118-sp
Lineage: Eukaryota; Fungi; Basidiomycota; Agaricomycetes; Polyporales; Phanerochaetaceae
Exons: 5
Coding region: 248-583 (111 amino acids)
Biological process (GO): unsaturated fatty acid biosynthetic process
Cellular component (GO): endoplasmic reticulum membrane
Molecular function (GO): iron ion binding; stearoyl-CoA 9-desaturase activity
Source: RefSeq, a predicted model, not a curated record
GGGGUGUCGUCUAAAGGACCUUGGUAUCAUCGCCAUCUGUGGGUGCACCGGUCAUAUAAUGCCUCAAAGCCUUUCAAGUACUUUCCCGUGAUCGUGGGCAUAAGCAAGCACGGUCCAAGUUCAAUCAGGCGGUAGUGCUGCGGUCCCUGCGCCCACCACCGCUACGCCGACAUCUGUACCUUGCGCGCACAGGCUCCCGGUACUCCCACGUUGGCCAGCUGAUUUUCAGGCCGCGACACAACCCUGUAUGGCCGACGUCAGCGACCUGAGCAAGGGCCCCGUCAUUCAGUGGUGCGCCCGGCUGCUCCUCGGCUGCGGUUUGGUCCUGCUCAUCGUCGUUGCCGGGCUUGGCUGGGGGAAAUGGAAGAUCAGGUCAUUCUUCGCGGGUACAGUUCACCUGUGCUUUGUUCACCACUCAACUUUCUGCGCCAGCUCUCUCGCACUCCGGCUCGGCGAGAAUCCUGUCGUCGACGACAAACACACGCCGGGCAUCCACUUCAUUAUCGCGCUCGUCGCCGUUGGCGAGAGCCACCACAGCUUCCGUCACCAGUUCCCGAUGGACUACCGGAAUACGAUCAGGUAGUACCAGUACAGCCCGACGAAGUCGUUUACUUGGGCGUGUGCAGCUGGGCCUGGCGAGCGAUCUGAAGGUCUUUCCGAGAACGAAGUGAAGAAGGAUCAGCCGACGGUGGAGCUGAAGUAGCUGUAGGCGAUGCAGGACGGCCCUGCGCGGGCACCCGACGUCCAGGAGCUGCCGGUGACUGGCUGGGAGACCUUCCAGGAACCGACCGCCAAACGCCCGCUCAUCGUUAUAGUGGGCUUCAUUCGCUGACUUCUGGACCCGGGCAGGUGCCACCUGCUGGUGAGGUACAUCAGCAAGGUCGCGACGACGGCGUUCUCUUUUUUUUUGUGUUUACGACCACUCGGACACUGCUCACAACUUGCCGCCUUUGAGGCGCGUCGAGAUCCUGCCAGCCUAGAAGAAGUGCGAUCGCACUGGCGCAGCGGCCCCGGGUUGCGUGGUACAGCGAGCUUGGCGAGUCGCCGUGAUGCCGAACAACGAGGGCAUCCUUGGCUGAGCGUCGUCCGCAAGUUUGUGUUUUUUAGUUACCUUUCGAUGACGAGGUUCUCUUGCAUAAAGCUCGGUUUUUGUAUGGAAUCCCUUGCUGUUAGUUUCCCG